UAAGAGUCUGCAUUGUUUUGGAUUAUGUAAGAAGUGCCAGCACGUGUCAAGCAGUGUUUUCGAAAAUGGUGCUGAAAUUCGCCCUUCUAUUGGCAUUAUGCGCCAUAUCCAUAGCCAAAGACGACCAAAAAUGGGUAUGGGGCGACAACCAUCGAGACGAGAGCAGCGGACGUUUAAAUUUUGACAGGGAAGGACGCUAUGAGGUAUACGAACAUGAACACCAAUUCCGGCCGUCCGAACAGUACUACGAGCACGCAUAUCGUCCAGAAAUCAACCACAUCAACCGACCCGGUGGAGUCUACAAUGGCGCCACUUCUGGCAACUACGGCCAAGGUCACCCCCACUACCCCACAGACACCGACAACCCAAACCCAGCCGUCCUCACAGGUCCCAUACCAUCAUGGGUCAAAGAAGGUUCCUUCAAAAACUACGACAAAUGUAAAUGUACUGAAAAAUUCAAUUGCCCGGCACCUGGAAUCUCCUACGGUCACUGCGACGUGGGCAAACAAUACUGUUGUUACGCCACCAAAAAGCAAGACCAGAUUGGAGGACCACCACCCAGUCGUCCUCACCAUUCCAUCGAAAAUGGUAUUCUGGUGGGACCAGGAGGUCCAGUUGACGUGCCACGUCCGGGAGGAUUCAGACCGGUUAGACCUGGGUCUGGGUUUGGUUUGGGAGGAGGAGGAGGUCGAGGAGAGUACGGGCCUGGGCCUAUAAACAACAGGCCUGUUCAUUCACCGGACAAUGGGAUUUUGGUUGGGCCUGGAGGACCGUUUGAUAGGCCAAUUGGGGGGAGACCGAGUGGGGGGUAUAGUGGACAUGGAGGGUAUGGGAGUUAUGGGUUUGGGAGGUCGGGGAAGAAUUGAAGUGGGUUAGGAGGACAGAACAGAAGACUGUUGUGAUUGUUAUAACCAAAAUGUUUUAGAUGAUGUUAGAGAUGUUAUUUAAAUUAUAAUUUUUUAGAAAUAAAGAAUAAUAACACGUUA
This is a messenger RNA of Zophobas morio, 986 nucleotides long. RefSeq lists its product as uncharacterized. Lineage: Eukaryota; Metazoa; Arthropoda; Insecta; Coleoptera; Tenebrionidae. The record is from RefSeq and is a predicted model, not a curated record. The coding region runs from base 66 to 866 and encodes 266 amino acids. The transcript has 4 exons.